Molecule: messenger RNA, 1881 nt
Organism: Zygotorulaspora mrakii
Lineage: Eukaryota; Fungi; Ascomycota; Saccharomycetes; Saccharomycetales; Saccharomycetaceae
Product: nucleobase:cation symporter-2 family protein
Exons: 1
Coding region: 1-1881 (626 amino acids)
Biological process (GO): transmembrane transport; xanthine transport
Cellular component (GO): fungal-type vacuole; membrane
Molecular function (GO): xanthine transmembrane transporter activity
Source: RefSeq, a predicted model, not a curated record
AUGGAAACAGGUCUAGGAGAUAAUUACAGUGCGGAGGACCACGAGUUGCAUGAAGAGCGCAAAUGUGGGUUGACAUUCUUGCAAAAAUUUAGAGAUUUCAUUUUGUGGGUCGUCUUCAAGUUCACCACAAAGGAGGGUCUGCUGGGUGACUAUAACUACAGGUACCUGUUCACACCAUCGUACCCUUUCAGAAACUGGAUCAACAAGAAAAGGGGUAUCGAGUUACCCAAGGUUGAUCAACCAUUUUUCUCGUUGAAUGAGGACGUUCCGGUAGUUUUGGGAUUUCUACUGGGUUUACAGCAUGCCUUGUCGAUGUUGGCGGGUGUGAUAACACCACCUAUGAUCAUUUCGGGCAUUGCGAAUUUUGAUGAGCUGAAGACGCAAUAUCUAGUGUCCGCUUCAUUGAUUAGUUCGGGUAUUCUUUCGUCUGUGCAGAUCACACGGUUCAAAAUCCCGUUCACCUCUUAUUAUAUCGGUUCUGGUUUGUUAUCUGUUGUUGGUACUUCUUUUGCUGUCAUUGGUAUUGUGUCGAAAUCGAUACCGGUGAUGUAUACGAGUGGGUUUUGUCCUACUAGCAGUGAUGGCACUAGACUUCCAUGCGAAGAUGGUUACGGUGCAAUCUUAGGUACAGCAUGCUGUUGCGCAUUGUUGGAAAUAUUGCUAUCUUUUACACCACCAAAGAUUCUGCAGAAAGUGUUCCCUAAGAUCGUUACUGGCCCAGUUGUCCUUUGUAUUGCAGUUCCAUUGAUUCAAAGUGGAUUUAACGAUUGGGUUGGCGGUAGUGGUUGUGUUGGAGCAAUAUGUCCAUUUGAAGGUGGUCCUCAAGCAGCUCCAUGGGGAUCAGCUAAAUUUAUUGGCUUGGGUUUCCUCGUUUUUUUCACUAUUAUUAUUUGCGAAAAAUAUGGUCCACCAAUUAUGAAAUCUUGUGCAGUUAUUGUGGGAUUAAUCGUUGGUUGUAUCGUUGCAGCAGCAGCGGGUUAUUUCACUCCUUCAACUAUAAGAAUUGCACCUGCUGUAACAUUUUUCUGGGUGCAUACUUUUAAAUUGAGAGUGUAUGGCCCAGCAGUUCUGCCAACUUUGGUUAUGUUUGUUGUUUUGGCUCAGGAAGCAAUUGGUGAUAUUACUGCAACAAGCGAUGUCUCCAGAUUAGAAGUUGAAGGAUCACUUUACGAGUCGAGAAUCCAGGGUGGUAUUCUAUCAGAUGGUUUGAGUGGUAUCCUUUCACCAUUAUUCACUGUGACACCGAUGUCAACAUUUGCUCAAAAUAAUGGUGUUAUUUCUUUGACGAAAUGUGCAAGUAGACAAGUUGGUUAUUGGUGUUGCUUUUUCAUGAUUGUUAUGGGUAUUUUUGCAAAGUUCGGUGCUGCAUUGGUCAGUAUUCCCAAGCCGGUACUUGGUGGUAUGACAACAUUCUUAUUUACUACAGUUGCAGUUGCAGGUUUGAAAAUCAUUUCAACUAUACCAUUCACAAGAAGAGACAGAUUUGUGUUGACCGGUUGCUUAUUACCUGGUUUUGGUGCAAUUUUAGUACCAAAUUGGUUCGAUUACGUUUUCACAUACACUGGUGACAACCAUGCUUUAUCUGGUUUUUACGAUGCCAUUAUCCUUGUUAUGGAAUCCAGUUUUACCAUCUGUGGUAUCUUUGCCAUUAUCUUAAACCUGGCUAUCCCACAAGAAUUGGAUGAAGAACUCAUCGAUGAUAUCGAGCUUCAACAGGAAAAUCUAAGUGUUUUGGAUGGUCAAAGAUCACCAAAAAUCAGCACUGUGCUAUCGAAUAAAGCAAGGGAAGCGAAGGGAUUGUCCUCUGGAAAUGAUACUAUUGGUAAUUACGAAAUGAAAAAUAAUGCCAACAUCGACUUAUCAACUUCUUACUCUUCAUAA